CUUAAGGCUAUGAUCAUGUGUAUAAUGUAAGAAGAUGAAGUCUUUGUAAAGAGUCUGAAAACUUUUCUUGCCUGUAUGUUGCAAAAAUCCGGUUUUUGAGGAUUCUCUUCUGUAGAUAAUAGUUUUCAAGAUUCCUCCUUUUAGUUAAAUCCAAAACCCAGAUAAUACCCAAAGGGCCUUUUUUUUUCUUAAGCCCAAGAUUCGACCGAUUUAAGAAAAGAGCCUCCUUUGCCGGAAAAACGAAAAUGGCUCCGACGAAGAAAGGAAAGAAAGCAAAUUCAGCCGCAUCAACGACGGCUAAAUCGACCGCCGAUGAUAGCUCUAGCUUUCCGUCGUGUUUGCGCCUCGUUUCACCUUCCUCCGUCGCCAUCACUAUCCACGCGAAGCCUGGUUCCAAAUCCGCCUCCAUAACCGAUGUGAGCGAGGAAGCGGUGGGCGUUCAGAUCGACGCUCCGGCCAGGGAUGGUGAAGCUAACGCAGCUCUUCUCGAGUACAUUAGCUCUGUAUUGGGGGUGAAGAGAAGACAAGUUUCAUUGGGUUCAGGAUCUAAGUUUCGAGAUAAAGUUGUGAUUGUCGAGGAUAUGACUCAACAAAGCGUUUUCCAAGCUUUGUCCGAAGCAUCAAAACCUACCUAAAAGUUCCCCAAGAAGCCAAGUGGUUUAUUCUUCACUUAAGGUACGAAUGGGAUUAAGAUUUUCCGGACUGGUAAUAUAGAGAUCAUUGGUCAGUUAUACUGUGAUUGUAUGCGACAUGUAAAUUUUUAGACCAAGUUUUGUUUAAUGUAGUCAGAGUUGAUCUGAAGUCAUAGAGUGACUUGUUAACUUUGGAUUUAGGAUGGCUUCGAUAUCUGUCUUUGCUUCAUUGAAGUGGAAGUUGUGUAAGCUAUUUUGUUGGCCAAAGCAAUUAGCUAUUUAUUGUGUUCCCAAAUAUACCAAAACUCAUGAUCCAUUGAAUGUGUUAUUUGUGUUAAA
Eutrema salsugineum is the source of this 971-nucleotide messenger RNA. Its product is annotated as UPF0235 protein C15orf40 homolog. The record is from RefSeq and is a predicted model, not a curated record. The transcript is spliced from 3 exons. Bases 246 to 635 code for a protein of 129 amino acids. Lineage: Eukaryota; Viridiplantae; Streptophyta; Magnoliopsida; Brassicales; Brassicaceae.